GUGCCAGAGUAUCCAGCCUGGUUUGAGCCCUUCGUGAUCCUGUGGCUGGAUGAGAAUGAGGAAGUGUCUAGAGAUUUCCUGCACGGCGCUCUGCUCCGGGACACAAAGGACGGGUUCCAGCAGACGUCGGAGCACGCGCUCUUCUCCUGUUCGGUGGUGGACGUCUUCUCCCAGCUCAACCAGAGCUUCGAGAUCAUCAGGAAGCUGGAGUGUCCUGAUCCGCAGAUCGUUGGGAAUUACAUGAAGAGGUUUGCUAAGACCAUUGGAAAUGUUCUUCUGUCUUACGCCGACAUCAUUGCCAAGGAUUUUCCCAAUCACUGCAACAAGGAGAAAGUGCCUUGCAUCAUUAUUAAAUAAUAUCCAGCAGCUGCGAGUCCAGCUGGAGAAGAUGUUUGAGGCCAUGGGAGGGAAAGACUUAAACGUGGACGCCAGUGACUUUCUGAAGGAUCUUCAAGUAAAGCUGAACAAUGUUCUGGAUGAUCUCAGCCGGAUCUUUGCCGUGAGUUUCCAGCCGCACAUCGAGGAGAGCGUGAGGCAGAUGGGAGAUAUUCUCAGUCAGGUGAAAGGAGUAAACGUUCCUGCUAAUGGUAACGGCAGCUUAGCACAAGACGCAGACUACGUCCUGCAACCCAUCAUGGACUUCCUGGACAGCAAUCUGACUCUGUUCGCUAAGAUCUGUGAGAAGACGGUUCUGAAGCGAGUGCUGAAGGAGCUGUGGAAGCUGGUGAUGAACACCAUGGAGAAGACCAUCAUCCUGCCGCCGCUGACCGACCAGACGGGCACACAGCUCAUCUUUAAUGCUGCUAAAGAGUUGGGUCAGCUCUCCAAACUGAAGGAGCACAUGGUGCGAGAGGAGGCCAAAGCGCUGAGCCCUAAACAGUGUGCAGUCAUCGAGCUCGCACUGGACACUAUUAAGCAAUACUUCCACGCUGGUGGUGUGGGUCUGAAGAAGACGUUUCUGGAGAAGAGUCCUGAUCUUCAGUCUCUGCGCUAUGCUCUGUCUCUCUACACGCAGGCCACAGAUAAACUCAUCCGGAAGUUCAUCCAGUCGCAGCACACUCAGGUUCUGGGUGGUAAAGGCGUGCGAUACACUCACAGUGAAGACGUCUAUCCAGAGAAAGCCUCAGGCGUGGAUGACGCGGUGGGUGAGGUUUGUAUGACUGUGGAGAUCUCCAGCGAGCCGAACACAGGAGGACACAAGAUCACAGUUAAAGUUGUGGCAGCCAAUGAGCUUCGCUGGCAGACGCAGGGAAUAUUCCGGCCCUUCGUGGAGGUUUACAUCAUCGGGCCGCACCUCAGCGACAAGAAGAGGAAGUUUGCCACCAAAUCCAAGAACAACAGCUGGUCUCCGAAGUUCGACGAAUCCUUCCAGUUUGUGCUGGGCGCUGAGCUGGGUCCCGAGGGUUACGAGCUGCAGGUGUGUGUGAAGGAUUACUGUUUCGCUCGAGAGGACCGGACCGUGGGGAUGACUCUGCUUCAGAUGAAGGAGCUGACGUCCAGAAGCAGCGCCACCUGCUGGCUCCCGCUCGGCAGACGCAUCCACAUGGACGAGACGGGGCUCACCGUGCUCCGCAUCCUCUCGCAGCGAUCCAACGACGAGGUGGCCAAAGAGUUCGUCAAGCUGAAGUCUGACCAGCGCUCGGCCGAGGAGGGCAGCUGAAGCCCCCAGACUCAGAGUAAACCAAGAUCAGACACUCACAUCUGCACAGACCGAAACAGAAACCCCGAAUCUACCCCAGAGACUUAAACUGGUUUUGUGCUGCAGGGACAGAUAUUUCUCGACCCUGUUUACUUCCAUUACAGAUCAUGAGUUUGAGUCAAAUCAUACACUUUUUUUAAUAAUCGGUGUUGUUUUUCAUGAUUUCUAUUGUUUGUUUUUUUAAUGUCAUUUUAUUUCAGUUUCAUUCUAACUUGAAACCAAAAGAAUUAAAGUUAAACUGAAAUAAAAUUAAUGAAAACUAUAUAGACGUUUUUUUUUUUUAAUGGCAA
This is a messenger RNA of Carassius auratus (goldfish), 1989 nucleotides long. RefSeq names its product protein unc-13 homolog A-like. Gene Ontology annotation, biological process: synaptic vesicle priming; dense core granule priming; presynaptic dense core vesicle exocytosis. Lineage: Eukaryota; Metazoa; Chordata; Actinopteri; Cypriniformes; Cyprinidae. The record is from RefSeq and is a predicted model, not a curated record. Bases 269 to 1660 code for a protein of 463 amino acids. The transcript is spliced from 15 exons. Gene Ontology annotation, cellular component: presynaptic membrane; plasma membrane; presynaptic active zone cytoplasmic component. Gene Ontology annotation, molecular function: syntaxin-1 binding; calmodulin binding; diacylglycerol binding.